GCAUCCGGGCUCCGCCUCCUCUCCUCGCCAUUGGUAGAUGCUAGGUGGGUGGGCGUGGCCACGGACUUCCCUCUCCUGCUGAGAACUACACGUCCCAGGUGACACCGCGAGCGCGCUGGCUGCUUUCGGGGCUGGUGGCGUUCUUUCGGGUCCGCAGCGGUUUUGCUUUCCGACCGCCCUCGACCUCCCGCCGGCGUCUUUCUCUAGCCGAGUCCCCGGCUUCAGCUGAGGCCUACUUUCCCCUUCUCUGGCGACAUGGCGCGGCCGUCCGUGCCCAGCUCUCAAAAGGCGUUGCUGCUGGAACUGAAGGGGCUUCAGGAGGAGCCCGUGGAGGGCUUCCGAGUCAGCCUGGUGGACGAGGGGGAUCUCUACAACUGGGAGGUGGCCAUCUUCGGACCCCCCAAUACUCACUAUGAGGGCGGCUACUUCAAGGCUCGUCUCAGGUUCCCCAUUGACUAUCCUUAUUCACCACCUGCCUUCAGAUUCCUGACCAAGAUGUGGCACCCUAACAUAUAUGAGACGGGAGAUGUUUGCAUCUCCAUCCUUCACCCGCCAGUGGACGACCCGCAAAGUGGGGAGCUGCCUUCGGAAAGGUGGAAUCCUACUCAGAACGUGAGGACGAUCCUCCUUAGCGUGAUCUCGCUGCUCAAUGAACCAAACACCUUCUCUCCGGCCAACGUUGACGCUUCUGUGAUGUACAGGAAAUGGAAGGAGAGCAAAGGGAGGGAUCAGGAAUAUACCGAUAUCAUCAGGAAGCAAGUCCUUGGAACCAAGGUGGAUGCUGAACGCGACGGAGUCAAGGUUCCCACCACGCUGGCAGAGUAUUGCGUGAAAACAAAGACCCCUGCGCCAGAUGAAGGCUCCGACCUCUUCUACGAUGACUAUUAUGAGGACGAUGAGAUGGACGAUGAAGUUGACAGUUGCUACGGCGAUGAGGACGACUCUGGCAACGAGGAAUCUUGAUGAGGGAUGCCUCCCCGGCCCCUCCCCCCUCUUCUCCCCCUCCCUUUUGCACCGCUGCCUCCUGAGGGGAGCAAUAAACUUAUCUUGACUUUUUUUUGUACUUGAACCCAGGAGGCGACAAGCAGCUGAGACCCGGAACCCUGUUUAGCCCUGAGACAAAACUCUCUACCUCAAAAAAAAAGGGAGACUCGGCUUCUGCUUGUGGGGGGAGGGGGCACUGUGCUGUAGGACACCUUGGCUUCGGGCAGCCCUUGCAGGGUCUGCAGUUCCACGUUCUCUCCAGCUGAGAGUGCGGGAAAGGGAGGGCAGCCGUUCUGACAGGCCCAUCCCCGGUUGCUGGAAAUCAAGCCGGUGCUUCUACUGGCAUGAAGGGGAACGCAAAGGACACCCAGCCCUGCGAGCGGCGCAGUGUCUCUCUGUGGGCGCGCGUGCUGGUUUUUUUCAAAUGCCGCGUUACUUUGGGGGAAUUCGUAGCAAGGGCUGCUUAGGAAAGCAGGGUGGGCAGAGUAGGUGGUUGAGCACAUUGGCUGUAGUUUUAACUAGCCUGUUUUUUUUUUCUUUAAAGCAUUGAAGCGAUUUUCAUCGGAGCCCUACUGAAAUUGCAGUGCCACGUUUAGCCACUGGAGGGCCUUUGUGUACUGCUGCCUAGUUCUAGGUGGUCUAAACUCCUCUAGCUGCCUGGGCAGAGGCGUCAUUUGCAACUUUUUUGGGCAUUUGGAACUAGCAUAUAUUAGGAAACCAGAGGCGCUGUUGGAAAGAGGUGGGAGUUCAUGGGCACACAAUGAUGGGGGGGAGCUUUUUUUUUUUGUCAACACAGGGUGGAGGUUCUUCCUUUUGAGGUCUUAUUCCCCCCCCCCUCCCUCUUUGUUUGAAGCUAUUUAAUAAAAGGACUUUGAAAUGAA
Molecule: messenger RNA, 1865 nt
Organism: Heteronotia binoei (common prickly gecko)
Lineage: Eukaryota; Metazoa; Chordata; Lepidosauria; Squamata; Gekkonidae
Gene: CDC34
Product: cell division cycle 34, ubiqiutin conjugating enzyme
Exons: 5
Coding region: 256-963 (235 amino acids)
Biological process (GO): ubiquitin-dependent protein catabolic process; protein polyubiquitination
Molecular function (GO): ubiquitin conjugating enzyme activity
Source: RefSeq, a predicted model, not a curated record